This is a messenger RNA of Cryptomeria japonica (Japanese cedar), 525 nucleotides long. Its product is annotated as protein-S-isoprenylcysteine O-methyltransferase B-like. The transcript has 2 exons. The coding region runs from base 43 to 525 and encodes 160 amino acids. Gene Ontology annotation, biological process: C-terminal protein methylation. NCBI's taxonomy places the organism in Eukaryota, Viridiplantae, Streptophyta, Pinopsida, Cupressales, Cupressaceae. Gene Ontology annotation, cellular component: membrane; endoplasmic reticulum. Gene Ontology annotation, molecular function: protein C-terminal S-isoprenylcysteine carboxyl O-methyltransferase activity. The record is from RefSeq and is a predicted model, not a curated record.
GUGCUUGGAUAGACGUAGCCCACUUUCCAUUUCCCCCUUCAGAUGACAACAAUUUCUACCUUACACGCUUUUUUCAAAGACAAGUUUACUCGGUUUCCCAACACAGCUUUGUCUGCUGCAUUCCAUGCUUUCAUCUCUGCAAUAUUUACAAUGGCACAAGUAGACCAAGUGGCUUUCGUACAAUUAAGCGAAUUUUUUGCAGCUCUGUUUUUCUUUCACGCCUCAGAGUUCUUAUUGGUGAUCAUCAUUCACGGAGCUUCGAGAGUAAAUAGCUCAUCAUUGCUUAUCAGCAAACCUUAUGUGAUUGCGAUGAUCUGUGGGCUUAUAGAAUAUUCAAUAGAAUCUAUUUUUGUUCCAAAGAUGAAGACACGUUGGUGGGCAAACUAUAUAGGCCUCACAAUGGUUGUGACUGGAGAAGUUGUCAGAAAAUGUGGUAUACUUACUGCUCGUCGCAGUUUUACCCAUGAUAUCAAAAAAUAUCUACGAAAUGACCAUGAGCUAGUCACUUACGGGAUUUAUAGGUAA